CAUAACAUCUGGAGUGCCAAAGGUUCGCCACCACGGCCCUAUGAGAAGGCCCUUUGUGAGUUUGUGCUACUGUUGAUUUUAAUUUAUUUAUUAUUUAGAUUUAUUCCUUCACAACAAUCUCAUAUGUGGUAUGACGAGAACCAGCACAAGGCUGACAGGUCUGUUUCCUUCCUCUCCUGUCUACCCCCCCCCCCAGUUGGUCCUCCAGCCCAGUUUGGCCCACCUGAUGCUCCUUGAAGGCGGAUGUUUUUGGGACCGGCUGCCACAGGAGGCCCCACUGCAGCCACCCAGAGAAAGGAAGCUCGAGCAGAAUGUGCGUGGUUCUGCAGGCCCCGCGUCCCUUGCUGCAGCUGACGUUGGCCAUUGUCAAGCCGAACGCCGUGGCCCAUCCUCUCAUCCUGGAGGCUGUGCACAAGAUCAUCUUGAGCAAUGAGUUCUUGAUUGUCCGGAGCAGGGAUCUGGCGUGGAACAGGCAGGACAGCCAGCAGUUUUACAGGGAACACUCAGGUCACUUUUUCUACCAAAGGCUGGUGGAGUUCAUGGCCAGCGGUCCAAUGCGGGCCUACAUCCUGGCCCACGAGGAAGCCAUCCCUUUCUGGAGGUCUCUGAUGGGCCCCACCAAAGUGUUCCGCGCCCAGCACACGGAUCCGGACACGAUCCGUGGGUCCUAUGGUCUCACAGACACUCGGAAUUCGGUGCAUGGCUCAGAUUCCGCGGCAUCAGCCCGGAGGGAGAUUGCUACCUUCUUCCCGGAUUUCUGUGAGGAGGACUGGUACCGGCACGAGGAACCACACUUGCGCUGCGGGCCAGUUUGCUAUGAUGCCACGGCGGCCAUUCACCGCGUGCCAGGAGACGGAUGGACAGAGAAGGAUUAAAGGCAUGGGGGGGGGGGGGAGGGAUUUGUGUACAUGGAGCCACAGUCCUCUUCGCUCCAGCAAACAAGCGCCAGCAAGAAAUGUAUUUGUACAGAUUCAGAUUAGAACAGGCCGCUACUUGUUGGAUCAUUGCUACUGCAGAUUGGGUCAAGAUGUGGAUAUUUCGGGGUACACAAGAAGGACGCUGUCCUGAUCCAGUUCCUGGUGCCAGCUCCACUCAACCGCCUCGGCCAGAUAAGGGUGCCCAUCUUCUGUGCACGGUCUGUACAGUGGCUCUGGCCAGCCCAGCUAUGUUUCUACCGUGGAACUGUCUUUGCAAGGUCAGAAUUAAGUUUUGGAAAGGAGAGGUGCUGGGGCGGAACGUCAUCCACAGCCCUCCGCAAAACCUUGGUCAGAGCGCUCUUCUGCAAUUCAUUCAGACUUUGGGGUGUUGUGGGGUUUCCCGGCCGUGUUCCAGUAGUAUUUCCUCCCAACGUUUUGCCUGCACCUGUGGCUGGCAUCUGGCGAAACAUCAGGGGAAAAUGGUACUGGAACACGGCCAUGCAGCCCGGAAACUCCACAACAACCCAGUGAUUCUUGACAACACGUUCAGACUUUCCUUCUCAUAUUUGUUGGAUGGAGACUAGAAGCUUUUCCCACCAUCAUUCAGGCGUGGCUGGAUUUGCACCUGAACUCUUCAGGAGGGAAUCCCUCAGAAGUGCUGGGUGGAGCAGAGGUUCUCUGGGUCUUCGCAGCAAUGCUUGUGUUUGUACAAAGUAAAAAUAAGUUCCCAGCCACUUUGAGUCUCAGCUGGGGAGAGGAGGAAGGAAUAGGUAAAUAAAUGCAAAUGUAUCCACCCUC
This is a messenger RNA of Sphaerodactylus townsendi, 1715 nucleotides long. It is a transcript of the gene NME6, whose product is annotated as NME/NM23 nucleoside diphosphate kinase 6. Gene Ontology annotation, biological process: CTP biosynthetic process; UTP biosynthetic process; GTP biosynthetic process. NCBI's taxonomy places the organism in Eukaryota, Metazoa, Chordata, Lepidosauria, Squamata, Sphaerodactylidae. The transcript has 5 exons. The record is from RefSeq and is a predicted model, not a curated record. Gene Ontology annotation, molecular function: nucleoside diphosphate kinase activity. The coding region runs from base 312 to 875 and encodes 187 amino acids.